GCAAUUAUAAGUAACCCAAAAACUUCGGCUCUUCUCUCUCACGUUCGAACUACCACCAGCGGUCGCCAACUUUUUUGCAGUCGGAGAAUUAGAGGUUGGGAAUUCUCAAUUUCCAACCCUCUUUCCUCUUCUUCGCUUCAUCUAUCUCUCUCACUCACUCACCACAACCCUAACACUCUCUCAGCCUCUCUCUCUCUCUGUGUGUCACUCCCUCCCUCUGCAAAAAAAGAAAUUUCAAGAAUUGAUGAAAAUGACGGCUACCCAAUUUGGAGGUGGUGCACCUUCUACCGGGUUGAGGAAUAGAACCAGUGACUUCAAUUCAGUAACUAAGAAAGAUUGGGUGUAUUCAUUGCGGCAAACGGAAGCUAAGUUUGUGGCACUAAGUAAUAGAAAGGAUUUGAGCAAUGUCAGUGCUGUGGGGGGCAGCAAUCUGUCAUCUAAGCAUAGAUCACAGUACUCGCGGCUAGUUGCUCAUCGCAGAAGGACCCGUUUUCCGGUGGUGGCUAAUCAAUUGAGUUCGGAGUUUGGUGUCGGUUGCUCUGAGGUUGAGGAAAAGGUGAUUCUUAAGGAAAUGCAUGCUCCCCUAACUGCUGAUCGUGAUGAACCUGUGUUGAGUGACAUUCCUGUCCCUGAAGCAUAUUCUCCAAAUGUGAAACGCGAGCUGCUGAUGCUUUCCGUACCUGCAAUUGUGGGUCAGGCAAUUGAUCCCAUAGCAAUGCUGAUGGAGACUGCUUAUAUUGGUAGACUGGGCUCUGUGGAGUUGGCCUCAGCUGGUGUAUCAAUGAACAUCUUUAAUUAUAUAUCAAAACUAUUUAAUAUCCCUCUCCUCAGUGUUGCUACAUCUUUUGUGGCUGAAGACAUUGCAAAGUCUGCAAGUAAAGCUUCUACUAUAGAAAAUGCUUAUGAAGAAAUUACUAAUGGAAAAUCUGUACCUGCUGAGAGAAAGCAAUUAUCUUCGGUGUCAACAGCCUUACUUUUAGCACUUGGCAUCGGCAUGUUUGAGGCGCUAGCCUUGUCUUUGGGAUCUGGGUUGUUUCUGAAUAUGAUGGGGAUAUCAUCAAACUCUCCUAUGCACAUUCCGGCAAAAAGGUUUCUCAUAAUAAGAGCAUUUGGUGCUCCUGCAGUUGUAGCAUCUUUGGCUCUUCAAGGAGUUUUCCGUGGUUUUAAGGAUACAACAACUCCAGUACUAUGUUUAGGUAUUGGUAAUCUUUUAGCUGCGUUCUUGUUACCAACACUAAUAUAUUAUUUUCGUUUGGGUGUAACUGGUGCAGCAAUGUCUACUGUUAUAUCUCAAUACACCGUCACAUUUUUAAUGAUCUGGUUUUUAAAUAAGAAAGCAGUACUAUUGCCUCCAAAGAUGGGAUCAUUGCAAUUUGGUGGAUACAUAAAGUCUGGUGGUUUUCUUCUGGGAAGAACUCUUGCUGUUCUCACGACCAUGACAUUAGGAACAUCAAUGGCUGCUCGUCAAGGUCCAGUAGCUAUGGCUGCUCAUCAGAUAUGUAUACAAGUAUGGUUGGCUGUAUCCCUUCUAACUGAUGCACUUGCUACAUCUGGUCAGGCCCUGAUUGCGAGUUAUUCAUCAAAAGGCGAAUACAAAAUUGUUAAAGAGAUUACUGACUUCAUGCUGAAGAUAGGAUUGUUUAUAGGUGUUUCAUUGGCUGUAAUUCUGGGAACAUCUUUUGGUUCUAUAGCGACCUUGUUCACCAAGGAUGCUGCAGUAUUGGAGAUCCUUAGAUCUGGGGUAUUGUUUGUCAGUGCUAGUCAACCUUUGACUUCUUUAGCUUAUGUUUUCGAUGGUCUCCAUUAUGGUGUUUCAGAUUUUGCAUAUGCAGCUCGUGCCAUGAUGGUCGUGGGUGCAAUAUCUUCUGUAUUUCUGCUAUAUGCUCCUUCUGUUAUCGGUCUUUCUGGGGUUUGGUUGGGUUUGACUCUCUUCAUGGGCUUGCGUGCUGUGGCUGGAUUUGUCAGAUUGCUUUCAAAAUCAGGUCCAUGGUGGUUCCUGCAUAGGGACACUGAGACAUCUCAGGGAUUGACCAAACGCUUAAAGAAAGUUAGCAAGACGAUCGAUCAACUCCUGGAGAAGAUAAUAGACGAGCAUGAACAAGUUGCCAACACUAGGACUGGGAAACAAGGCCAUAAGGAUUUUGUAGACGUGUUGCUUUCGUUAACGAACCAACAGUUGAACCCGAAUGAUGAGCAAGUAUACUUUCUUGAUCGAACAAAUGUGAAAGCCAUCUUACUAGACAUGAUCACGGCGGCUUUUGAUACUUCGGCCGCAUCGAUUGUUUGGAGCCUUGCCGAGCUCUUGAGGCAUCCAAGGAUCAUGAAGAAUCUCCAAGAAGAGCUCCAAAGUGUGGUUGGUAUGGACCGAAUGGUGGAAGAAUCUGAUUUGCCCAAGCUGGAUUACUUGAGUAUGGUGGUGAAGGAGAGCUUCAGACUACACCCAGUUGCACCGUUACUAAUCCCACAUGAAUCCAUCGAGGACAUUACAAUCGAUGGAUAUGACAUUCCCAAGAAGUCGCGGAUCAUAGUAAACAUCUGGAGCAUUGGAAGAGAUCCUAAUGUUUGGUCCGAAAAUGUUGAAGAAUUUUAUCCUGAAAGGUUCAUGAACAGCAAUAUAGACCUCCGGGGACAUGACUUUCAACUCAUCCCAUUUGGGUCUGGGCGCAGAGGGUGUCCAGGUAUGCAAUUAGGACUAACCACAGUUCGACUAGUUUUGGCACAGCUGGUGCACUGCUUUAACUGGGAGCUCCCAAAUGGCUUGGUACCUCAAGACUUGGACAUGUCUGAGGAUUUCGGCUUAUCACUGUCAAAAGCCAAACGCUUGCUUGCUAAGCCAACGUACCGUCUUAUGUAGGUUACUUUUUCAAUGUAAUCUUUUGAUUAUGGAAUCUUAUGUAGUGUGUUGGAUCUCAACAAACAUUCAUCCAUAGUUUGUUGGAUCUCAACAAGCAUUUAUCCAUCUGUCAUUCUGCAGCUUCAAGAAAUGUGCGGAAUGCAAUUGGUAAAAUGAUUUCAUCAGUAAUAUUGUUUGCAUCAUGAAUCAA
Messenger RNA from Rosa chinensis, 3044 nucleotides. RefSeq names its product protein DETOXIFICATION 45, chloroplastic. Gene Ontology annotation, biological process: transmembrane transport. Gene Ontology annotation, cellular component: membrane; chloroplast. Gene Ontology annotation, molecular function: antiporter activity; monooxygenase activity; iron ion binding. Bases 245 to 2854 code for a protein of 869 amino acids. NCBI's taxonomy places the organism in Eukaryota, Viridiplantae, Streptophyta, Magnoliopsida, Rosales, Rosaceae. The record is from RefSeq and is a predicted model, not a curated record. The transcript has 15 exons.